CUUCCUGGUACCCCCCCCCCACUUCCUGCCAAGCACUCUCAGGCUCGCCGUGCCUCCUGCGGCAGCACUGAAACAGAUACACCGUUGAAAAUUCAGAGAAAGCUCAAAAUCUUUCCACGGUCUGAAUUCACGUCUCUGGGAUAAAUCCCAAAGAGUAGUCCGUGUUACAGUGCAUGUGCCUAUCCUGUUGACCUUGGCGAUCUCUUGGUCGUGGAAGUUGCCCUGACGCUGCCUAGCCCGCUCCUCUGAUUGGUUGUUAUACGCAGCUCAGGCGGUGACGUAAUGGUACACCGGCUUGGCUGUUCGGUUGUGUGGUUUGCUGGUGCCAGCAUUUCCUACUCCUUGUUUUGUCUUCUCUUCUCUGGUAUCUUGCAAGGUGGAAAAAUGACAGCGGCUCCACACAACUUUUCCUGGAUUGAACCAAAUAAACUAGCAGGAAUGGCCUUGCCACGUUUACCUGCCCAUUAUCAGUAUUUGUACGACAAUGGCAUUCGACAUCUAGUUACACUUUGUGAAAGAAAGCCACCAUAUCAUGACACCUUACCAGCAAUAACAAUUCACCAUAUAAGGAUCCAUGACUUUUGUUCGCCUUCUUUUGAACAAAUCAAAAAAUUUCUUUCAAUUGUUGAAGAAGCCAAUGCAAAGGGUGAAGGAGUUGGAGUCCAUUGCCUUCAUGGUUUUGGGAGAACUGGAACAAUGCUUGCCUGUUAUCUUGUAAAAAGUAGGAAAAUAACAGGCGUUGAUGCAAUUGAAGAAAUACGAAGAAUUCGCCGUGGUUCAAUAGAAACUAGUGAACAAGAAAAAACAGUUAUACAGUUUCAUCACCAUAUAAAAUAAGAAUUUCUCAUUGCCAGCUAAAGACUUUUAUCUCUUACAAACUCAUUCUUUGAACAUAUGGAAACCUUCAACCCCAGAAACUGGUCUAGCAUUUUUUAAGAUUGGACAUUUCUAGUGCACUUAGUUAUAUAAACCAAGUGACAGUUUUUUUUAAGUUAACUUCUUGUGGACUUCUCUAUAAAUAUUGCUUAUUUUUGUGCUACAGUAAAAUGCUUUGACUGGUUGCUUAAUUUUUACAUCAGAACAAAGCUCACUGCUGAAAUGUGGCCUUCUGACCUGUAAUGUUAUUUGUUGUCUCCUUGCACUUGACGACACAGAAGCUUUCUAAAAUUUGUUGUAAAAUAUGUAAAUUAAAUUGCUGUAAAUGCUUUAAUACAUAAUUAUAGCCCAGAAAAAAUGAUUGAACAUGCCAAGAUAGUUCGCUUCCAAAGAGGCAAUAAAAUAUACUUUGCU
Mobula hypostoma (lesser devil ray) is the source of this 1290-nucleotide messenger RNA. RefSeq names its product dual specificity phosphatase 23b (gene dusp23b). Gene Ontology annotation, biological process: protein dephosphorylation. The transcript has 3 exons. The record is from RefSeq and is a predicted model, not a curated record. Gene Ontology annotation, cellular component: cytoplasm. Bases 283 to 837 code for a protein of 184 amino acids. Gene Ontology annotation, molecular function: protein tyrosine/serine/threonine phosphatase activity; protein tyrosine phosphatase activity. Lineage: Eukaryota; Metazoa; Chordata; Chondrichthyes; Myliobatiformes; Myliobatidae.